AUGGUGACUGACUUGAAUACACAGGUUGUCUGUGCUGAGAAAGGAGGAUCUGCUGAUGAACCAAAAGUAACAUGUAUUAUCCGGAAUAUGGUGAACAAUCAAGCCACUACCAGGCAUACAGUGACGUUACCAGUUUGUAUGGGUGUCAGUGAAGCUGCUGCUGAAAUAUCCAAAAUAACAGGAUUCGAACCUUCAACUGUUUCUGUUACAUAUGAACGUCACAAUGGAGACAAAAUGGAAGAAUUAAGAUUUGAUGUGAUGGAAAAUCAGCCAAUUUCUAUGGUUUGUAAUUUAGAUGCUAAAAGACAAGAUUUUUACGUCCUGGAGAAAGAAGGAGUUUCUCCUAAGAAAAUUGAGCCAACAAGUCCUGAUUCGUCUCUGGGAGAGGCCUCAGGCUAUCAGAGUUCAACAUUACCACCCAGCUAUUCUGCUACUUGUGAUUCCUCUCUAGGACUAGGGUCUUCUUCUUCUACAGACUUUAAUUCGUGUUCUUAUUCUCAGGCUGUUAUGAAAUCAGAUACAGGUUAUACAGGGUUAGUUAAUCAGGCUAUGACAUGCUAUCUCAACAGUUUAUUACAAACAUUGUAUAUGACUCCAGAAUUUAGAAACGCUUUAUACAGGUGGGAAUAUGAUGGAAAUGAGGAAGAUUCAGUUAAAAAUAUUCCAUAUCAUUUACAGAGAUUGUUCCUCCAGUUACAGACUUCUAAGAAAAGAUCAGUGGAAACUUUAGAUUUAACGAAAAGUUUUGGUUGGGACAGUAGUGAAGUUUGGCAGCAGCAUGAUGUACAGGAACUAUGUAGAGUUAUGUUUGAUGCUUUAGAACAGAAAUGGAAGAAAACGAAACAAGCCAAUCUGAUCAAUCAACUGUAUCAGGGCAAAUUAAAAGACUAUGUUAAAUGUUUAGAGUGUGGUUAUGAAAGUGCUAGAACAGAUGCUUAUUUAGAUAUACCACUAGUUGUUCAACCUUUCGGCUCAAAUAAAGCUUAUGGCAGUGUGGAAGAAGCUAUGAAUGCCUUUGUUCAACCUGAAACAUUAGAAGGUUCUAAUCAGUAUUUCUGUGAAAAAUGUAAUAAGAAGUGCAAUGCUCACAAGGGUUUAAAGUUUAUUACGUUUCCCUAUCUGUUAACCAUGCAGUUAAAGAGAUUUGAUUUUGAUUAUUCUACAAUGCAUCGUAUUAAACUUAAUAAUAGAAUGACGUUCCCUGAGUUGUUAGAUAUAAAUCAGUUUAUUGAUGAUUUGGAAGAGAAAGGUGAAAGUAAUAAUGAUAAACAUGAAGGUGAAGCUGCAGCUAAUGGACCUGUAGAUAGUAGUGAUGAAGGUAUUGAUGAAGGUAUAGAAAUAGAGAAUAGUCUAUCUGGUACAUCAUCUAGUAGUGAUUCUUCCAGUGUAGGUAGUGAUGGUACUACUAAUGAUCACAGUAAUGGUAAAAAUAUACUACAGAUUACUAAGAAAAAGGGGCCGUAUAUAUAUGAUUUGUUCUCUAUUAUGAUCCAUUCUGGUAGUGCUGCUGGUGGACAUUAUUAUGCCUAUAUCAAAUCAUUUGAAGAUGGUCAAUGGUAUAGUUUUAAUGACCAACAAGUUACAAGGAUAACCUAUGAUGAUAUACGUAAAGUAUAUGGUGGUUCUAGUGCUACCAGAGGUUUCUAUUCUUCAGCUUAUGCUAGUUCUACCAAUGCGUAUAUGUUGAUGUAUAGACAAAGAGACAAAAAAAGAAAUUCAGCUUUUCUGUCACCAGAAGAAUUCCCAUCCUCUUUACAAGAAGAAUUGAGACGACAGGAAGAGAAGGAAGAAGCUGAGAGAAAACAGAGAGAAAUAGAUAGAUGUACUUGUAAG
Molecule: messenger RNA, 1833 nt
Organism: Lottia gigantea (owl limpet)
Lineage: Eukaryota; Metazoa; Mollusca; Gastropoda; Lottiidae
Exons: 18
Biological process (GO): protein deubiquitination
Cellular component (GO): nucleus; cytosol
Molecular function (GO): cysteine-type endopeptidase activity; cysteine-type deubiquitinase activity
Source: RefSeq, a predicted model, not a curated record